UCCCACAUUAUAUUCAAAUCUCAAGACAAAUAACACAACACACACAAAGAAAGAAAUAAACUUUUAACAAACAAUCCUCUCAGACAAAACAAUCUUCAAAGCUUCAGCUCUUCAAAAUGGCUUCUCCAAACUCACCAACCAGACCGACCCAACAGAACACAGAACCCACUUUCCACGAUUUCCUUCCAGCGAUGGCCGGGAAGCUAGGCGGCGAUGGUCUGAUCGGAGAGCUCUGCAACGGAUUCGAGCUGUUGAUGGACCGAGAGAAAGGCGUCAUCACGUUCGAGAGCCUCCGGCGUAACGCGGCGGCGGUGCUGGGUCUCGGAGAUCUGACGGACGAAGACGUAAGGUCUAUGAUCAAGGAAGGGGAUUUCGACUGCGACGGGGCGUUGAACCAGAUGGAGUUCUGCGUGUUGAUGUUUAGGCUUAGCCCCGACUUGAUGGAUGCGUCGAGGUGUCUGGUCACGGAAGCCAUCGAGGAGGAAUACGCCCGGUAUUAAAACACUCUGGAUGACACCGAGGGUUUACCUCUUCCUAUGAUUUUAACUGAUUCGAUUCUUACAUUUAUUUGUACUCAUGUUGUUACUAUCAUUCACAAAAUUCUUGGAACUAUACGGUAUAAAUUGGAUAAAAACUCGGAAGUUACAGUUUA
Molecule: messenger RNA, 652 nt
Organism: Raphanus sativus (radish)
Lineage: Eukaryota; Viridiplantae; Streptophyta; Magnoliopsida; Brassicales; Brassicaceae
Product: calcium-binding protein KRP1
Exons: 1
Coding region: 117-500 (127 amino acids)
Molecular function (GO): calcium ion binding
Source: RefSeq, a predicted model, not a curated record